Molecule: messenger RNA, 1620 nt
Organism: Botrytis deweyae
Lineage: Eukaryota; Fungi; Ascomycota; Leotiomycetes; Helotiales; Sclerotiniaceae
Exons: 2
Coding region: 1-1620 (539 amino acids)
Source: RefSeq, a predicted model, not a curated record
AUGCUUGCAAACGAAGUCAAUGAAAUCACAGCUGGCUUCGUUAGUGACUACAACAAAAGUCAAGACUGUUCAUUCUAUGCGCUCAUUUCUAGAGCGGCGUCUUUGGCCUGCAGAAACAACUCUAGCGAAGAUUCACGCUCGGUUAUCAAAACAGCGUCACAACUGUUCAUUCAGAGCCGGAGCCCUCUCGCACUCAGAGUAAAUGGUCGCACGGAAUAUCCUGCACCACGGUUAUUGCUGGCAACCAACCAACAAACUUCAAGCCAGCGGAACAAUCGGCCUCCUCUACGAGAGAUUGACCGAUGCGAAGACAGGUUCAUUUUUGCGGAAAUUGAACACUUACCCAACUUCGCUGAUAGUUUCAUCCGGCGACGUGCUAUUCCGAGCUCUUUGGAUGUUUCUUUAGUCCAAAAAUGGUUAUUUAAUUGCAAUGGCCAUGAGCAUUCGAAGGUGCCACUAAGCAGGGCUAGCAACACACUUUUCCAUGGGCAAUACCCCUUCCGGUUGAUUGAUGUCGUAGAGGAAUGUCUAACAAAUCGGAAUGAACGAUGUGAAUACACAGUAUCAUCUUACACACGGGGAAAUUCUGACACUAUUCUGAAUGCGGAAAAGAAUACUAAAGAAGCCUCAAUUCUUGUCACAACCCAAACAAAUCUAGACACGCUUUACAGUCCACAUGCUUUAUCCUCGCUGCGAAGAGAUAUACUUCAGGAUGGGAUUGUUCCUCGCACUGUCCGUGACACAAUGGAACUGACACGCAAGAUUGGGAUUCGAUACCUGUGGGUGGACACACUUUGCAUUGUGCAAGAUGACCCGGAUGACAAAUCACGACUAGUGAGCGCGAUGGGCAACAUCUACAAUGGUUCUACACUCACCCUUAUUGCAGCUGUAGGUGACAAUCCGCAUGCGGGACUGCGAGGAGUUAGUCACCGUCCUGAUAGUCCCAUAGAACCUUACGAAAUUAUCGAUCAUGGCAAGUUAUUGACGCUUUCUCUCUGCCUGCCAUCCUUAUGCGAGGAAGUCCGAAAGGGCAAGUGGUACAGUCGUGGUUGGACAUACCAGGAGCAGUGCUUGUCGCAGCGCUGUUUGUACUUUACCUCGAACGAACUUUUUUUUCAAUGCCCCGAAAGCCAGUGGAGGGAGGGAUAUGACUGUAUGGAGCAACUGCCAUCUCAAGACAUUCAAGUCCGCACCGGGCCUCCAUGGUGGAGUAAGAGACUCAGAAAAGACCCCAAUCCUACUCCCUAUCGUUACUUGGGGGAAGUCAAAGCGCACUUGCAAGCCGAAAGCUACCUAAUGGCAGUUCAGGAAUACAGUCAGAGAAACUUAAAACAUUCGAAUGACGUGCUUGAUGCCUUCGAAGGCAUUUUUCAUCGAUUCAACAGGCCAAAGAAUCUGUCUAACUUGAGCAUUCAUCAGACCCAAGGCAUUCCAGCCGAUGUUUUAUCUCAAGCUUUAUUGUGGUUUCCAUCGAAAACCUGUCAGAAACGUGUAAGAACCACUCAGGCUAGGAUGGCUGUAAAGCAGUUCUCGACAUGGUCAUGGUUGGCAACUCGACAGAGAAAAUAUGGUCGAGUUCUGCGUGGAAGAGCGCGGGCAAGUACUAUUGCAGAAAUUUGA